Medicago truncatula (barrel medic) is the source of this 2144-nucleotide messenger RNA. Its product is annotated as casein kinase I. The transcript is spliced from 14 exons. Gene Ontology annotation, molecular function: ATP binding; protein kinase activity. Bases 99 to 1370 code for a protein of 423 amino acids. Gene Ontology annotation, biological process: protein phosphorylation. The record is from RefSeq and is a predicted model, not a curated record. NCBI's taxonomy places the organism in Eukaryota, Viridiplantae, Streptophyta, Magnoliopsida, Fabales, Fabaceae.
AAGCAACAAACUCAGAAAGCAAAAGUUAGUUGUUUGUUUUUUAUCGCUUUCUCUGGAAAAUCAUCAGUUGUUUUUCCAUUCUCAUUGUUUGGUUUUUGAUGGAAAAGGUUGUUGGAGGAAAGUAUAGAAUUGGUAGGAAAAUUGGCAGUGGAUCAUUUGGUGAAAUUUAUAUUGGGGCACAUGUUGUGACUUCUGAGCUUGUGGCCAUUAAGAAGGAGAAGAAGAAAACUCAACAACCACAGCUACUAUAUGAGGCAAAGUUAUAUAACAUUCUUAAAGGAGGAAGUGGUAUUCCAAGAAUGAAAUGGUUUGGUACUGACGGAGACUAUAAUGUUCUAGUUCUUGAACUUAUGGGCCCGAGUCUCGAUGACCUGCUUUACUACUGCAGUGGGAAGUUUUCGCUAAAAUCGGUUUUGAUGUUAGCCGAUCAAAUGCUUACGAGGAUAGAGUAUUUACAUUCCAAAGGAUUACUACACAGAGAUAUCAAACCAGAUAACUUUCUUAUGGGUCUUGGGAAGAAAGCAAACCAGGUUUGUAUGAUUGAUUUUGGACUUUCAAAAGGAUACAGGGAUCCUAUCAGUUACAAGCAUAUUCCUUACAGAGAGAACAAAAACUUAACAGGAACUGCACGUUAUGCAAGUAGCAAUACUCACAAAGGAAUUGAGCAAAGCCGCAGAGAUGAUUUGGAGUCUCUUGGUUAUGUUCUUUUGUACUUUUUGAGAGGAAGCCUUCCUUGGCAAGGUCUGCAAGCUGCCACCAGAAUGCAAAAAUAUGAAAAAAUAUGCGAAACGAAGUUAAACACUCCCAUUGAGGUACUUUGCAAGUCAUGCCCCGUGGAGUUUGCUUCUUACUUUCAUUAUUGCCGCUCCUUGACAUUUGAUCAACGACCAGAUUAUGGAUAUUUGAAGCGCCUGUUUCGUGAAUUGUUCACUUCUAAAGGAUAUGCUGCUGACUAUUUAUAUGACUGGACGAUUUUAAAAUAUCAGGAGAUUCAACAGAUAAAGGAACAAAAUCAAUCAAUAGCUCCAGUUGCCGUGCCUACCAGUCUUGAACCAGGGGAUGUGGAUGAGCAUAGAGAAUACAAUGACUGUACUCAAAAUGUUGUGCCAAAGCCAAAAAUCUAUACCGACCGUCCACGUGUGUGUAUGAAGCUCAGGGUAGCUAACGUCGACAAUCUUGAUGAUGAGAUUCAAACAGAUAAACAAAAAGUGAAUACUGAUUUGCCUAUUUCCACUGUCAUGCCUACGGAAGAUGUUCCAAAACCAGAAACGACUGUGGAAACCUCAAACCCUAAUGACGUGUUAGGGAGUAAAUGUGGUGCUUCUGAUGACUUGGUUCCUUCAAUACGCCGAGUUUCAUCCAUCAAUUAGACGGUAGGGGACAUUUUUCCAACCUAACAAACUUGUGGAUUUGGCCAGAUUGAUGCACGGGCUACAACUCAUAGACAUCUCGGUAGAAUAUUUUGUCGUGUUGCUUACUUGGUUUAUUUCUCAGUGUUGGAAUUUGAAUUACUCGCGACGAAGAAAUUUUCCACGAAUUUGCUAUGAAGCUUCAUUGAGAUUGAAAAUUCGAGUAUGAGGAGAAGCAUGAUUUGAAGUUGAUCAAAGUGUUUUGACCCAUUUUCGAAGAUGUCUUUGUUGAAGGGUCUAAGUGCCCUACUAAUUCUGUAUAAGAAAGUCGAAGAAGAGCUGCAGGAAGACCUUGGCUUGAUUGGCUAACCUAAUUGCAUUUGCUGCUAAGUUGCCAUUUUCGAACGAACGGCUGCUAAUUCGAUAUUGGAAGACAGUUACCAACCGUCACAAAAGCAGCGGGAUAAAGAAGCGCCAGGACAUUAAUUUCUCUUCUUGUAGUUUGAAUUCAAAUCUUGUUAGAUAUCCCUAGACAGUUACUACACUGCAGGUACUUAGGCUCUUAAACAUUAUAGUUACUUAAUUUUCCUCUAGAUUCUAGUAUCAGCUAUAUAGUUAAUUUUCUUGAUCACAUUGUGUGUUAGAAUUAGAUGAAGUUUAUCAUAGGCAGUUGCUAGUUAGUUAGGACUAGUUAAAUUGGUUGGGAUCACAUCACUGUAUAGAGUGUAUCUUACACUCAUUGUAAUCAACUUUUCUCAUUCUAUCUAUUCCAAAUAAUCAAUCUUUCUCAAUUUA